AGCCCCGAGCAGCUCUCUGUAGGCACACUCUACUGAUCUCUGCCUCCCUACACAGCACCAGACUGUCUACCUGCUACCAUGUGCAAAGGACUAACCUAUCUGUCUGUCACCUGCCUGGAAAGGGUGAAGGAAUUGAAAGCCAGGUUUGUCAGCAUGCUGCAAAAACAUGACUGGACUCAUGCCAGCAGCAAAGCAGGCAAAAACAGUGCUACCCUUGACGAAUGCCUGAGGUGGAGAGAAUCUUUCGAAAGGCUCCUGUCGAACAAACAUGGACUGUGUGCCUUCACCGCCUUCCUGGUGUCCGAGUUCAGCGAGGAGAACGUGGCCUUCUACGUGGCCUGCGAGGACUACAGGAAGAUCAGGGUGGCUGCCAAGCUCCCUGCCCAAGCCCGGAGCAUCUACGACGAGUUCAUCGGCUGCGACGCGCCCAGAGAGGUCAACAUUGACCACGAGACCCGUGACAUCACCAAAGCCAACCUGCAGGCUUCCUCCGCCUCGUGCUUCGACCUGGCCCAGCACAAGAUCUACACGCUCAUGGAGAAGGACUGCUACCCUCGCUUCCUGCGCUCGCCCGCCUACAGAGACCUGGCCAGCCAGCUCGCCCAGGGGGGCGGGGCCAAGCAGGCACGCCCGGGGAAGAAGGCGUGAGCGUCUUGGGGGGGAAACGGCCGAUUGGCG
Messenger RNA from Osmerus eperlanus (European smelt), 678 nucleotides. RefSeq names its product regulator of G-protein signaling 16-like. The transcript has 5 exons. The record is from RefSeq and is a predicted model, not a curated record. Bases 79 to 648 code for a protein of 189 amino acids. Lineage: Eukaryota; Metazoa; Chordata; Actinopteri; Osmeriformes; Osmeridae.